CUUACAUCCGGGAACUUGUGAACGCCAUCUUUCUUUUCCCCCGAGCAGCCAUACUUUCUGCACGUUUUCCGUGGUGGUAAGAGCUCGGAAAAUCAGCCAAAAUGAAGCAAAAGAGAAAGACGAUGGAGAGCAUCAACUCCAGGCUGCAGCUGGUGAUGAAGUCUGGGAAAUACGUCCUGGGCCUGAAGGAGACACUCAAGGUGCUGAGGCAGGGCAAGGCGAAGCUUAUCAUCAUCGCUAAUAACACCCCCGCUCUCAGAAAGAGCGAAAUUGAGUACUACGCCAUGCUGGCCAAGACAGGUGUCCACCACUACUCCGGUAACAACAUCGAGCUGGGCACGGCCUGCGGAAAAUACUUCAGAGUCUGCACACUGGCCAUCACAGAUCCAGGGGACAGUGACAUUAUCCGGUCUAUGCCAGCUGAGGACAAGGGAGAAGCCAAGUGAGCAGCUUCAUCUAGUCACGUAGAGCUCUGAAUGAAAUAAACAUCUCCAGUUCAAA
This is a messenger RNA of Branchiostoma belcheri (Belcher's lancelet), 501 nucleotides long. RefSeq names its product 60S ribosomal protein L30. The record is from RefSeq and is a predicted model, not a curated record. The coding region runs from base 102 to 446 and encodes 114 amino acids. The transcript is spliced from 6 exons. Gene Ontology annotation, molecular function: RNA binding; structural constituent of ribosome. NCBI's taxonomy places the organism in Eukaryota, Metazoa, Chordata, Leptocardii, Amphioxiformes, Branchiostomatidae. Gene Ontology annotation, cellular component: cytosolic large ribosomal subunit.